CCAGUAAGUGACAUACAUGUAUAGUCAGUGUUAUCACACUCAUAGACAAAGUUGUUAUCAGAUGUGGUUUGCUGUGUGAAGUGUGGUGGCUGGCCAGAGUAAAGUGAGAGGAAUGUGUACAGUUGUUUUACAGUGUACAGUGCAAAUUAGACAAUGUCUGUACCAAACCAGCCUCGAAGAGUACAAAUGGAGUCUUACUCUCUCCGUAACAUGUAUCUGAGCGUAUUAAUUAUAUGAUUUUUCACCACAGCUAAUAUAUCAUACCUCUCUGUCGGUAUGACGCUUGCAUGGACAUCUCCAACGAUUCCAUACCUCCAACAUCUGCUUCUUCUGUCACCAUAUCAAGAGGCUUGUAUCUCUGCUAGUUGUUUCUUCGGGGCUGCUUUCGGCCCAGUCUUCGGCAAAGAACUCGUCGAAAGAUUCGGGUAUAGGUCAGUGAUGUUUUCUCACGCCGUCUUGUACAGUGUGGCCCUAGUGCUACUUGCAUUCUCACCCUCAGUCAUCUGUCUCACAGUUGGCAGGAUUGUUGCAGGCCUCGCUUGUGGCAUGUUCCUUCGCUACAUACCUUCUUAUGUCAUGGAAAUUGCAGAUUCUGAAGUGUACAAAGUGUUGAGCCCUACAGUCCUUCCCACUCAGGCCCUCGGAUACCUACUGGCCUACACUCUAGGGCCUCCUCAGCUUACGUACCACCAGCUGUUAUGGCUGUACGUGUCUGUGCCUGUUAUGAGUCUGGCGAGUUACGUCUGGUUGCCCGAGUCAGCGAAACACGAUGUGUCCAAAGGCAAACUAGAUCGUGCAGAAGUCACAAUAGCAUUUCUGCGUAGAGGCAUCUCUACCAGUGCAACUCAAGCUGAAGUUCUGUUCUUGCAAGAGAAAGUGACUAGAGAGCCAAGAACCAAGAGUGGAUUGCAUUCGCUCCUCUCCGACCCUGCCGAUGUGCGAGCGUUGACUGUAAUGUUGACUCUCUCCUGCCUUCAACCUCUCAGUGGGACUCCCAUAGUCCUGACACUGACUCAGCACCUCUUGACCAAGUCCGAGUCACUGUCCAACCCCAACACCGCAACUAUUGUCAUCGGCGUUGUUGUAUUCUUCAUCAGCAUUAUCGUAUCUUUGUUUAUGAGGGACUACAGUUGCAAGAGACUACUUGCUUGUUCUUCCAUUGCAAUGGCUGUUUCGAUGGUUUUGGCUGGUGUGUAUUUCAAUGAUAUGGAAAACGUGGAAGGACCGAGUUUCCAGCUAACGUCUUGGACUCUUACAUCCUCUGUUUUACUACACUUAGCUACCUACCAAACAGGUUUCGCAAACAUCUGUCAUGGCACGUAUUCAAUGUUCAGUACACAGAAGAAAGAAGUAGCAAUCUCUACAGCAAUGACAACUACAUUCUUCUUCUCAUCCAUCGCAGUCUUCUUUUACUAUCUUCUAGAUGAUCACUUGGGGUCAGCCGUCACAAUGUGGAUCUUCGCUUUCUUCUGUGUUGUUUCUGCAUUAGUCAGUGUUACAUUCAUACCCGACAGUCUCAAAUUUGAUUUUUAUGCUGACUAAAAACUUUUGAAUUCUGCAACGUACCACUUCAAACAAUUCUAAUUUGUUAGAUGCUCUUUACUAUUUAUAAUAUUUCUAAUUUGUUAGGUGAUCUUGAUCCCACACUUCCACUCCAUAUAUUAUUUCACUUUUCCUCCUGGAUUCUCAUGUUUUUCUUCAACAUAGAUUUAUAACUUUUAAGUCCCUAUGAAAGUCCAUAAUAUUUUGUUGAGAAUUUUCGUUUAAUUUUCAACAUUUAUUCCGUUUUCCUAAUUUUUCCAGCCAAACACUUUAUAUUAAGCAAGAAUUCUUUAUUUUCCUCAUCAUAAUUUUUGUUAAAAUAAAUUGUAUUUAUGGAAAUAAAAUUUUUGUUUAUGUUA
Messenger RNA from Homalodisca vitripennis (glassy-winged sharpshooter), 1901 nucleotides. RefSeq names its product solute carrier family 2, facilitated glucose transporter member 8-like. Gene Ontology annotation, molecular function: transmembrane transporter activity. Gene Ontology annotation, biological process: transmembrane transport. The record is from RefSeq and is a predicted model, not a curated record. The transcript is spliced from 7 exons. Lineage: Eukaryota; Metazoa; Arthropoda; Insecta; Hemiptera; Cicadellidae. Gene Ontology annotation, cellular component: membrane. Bases 277 to 1542 code for a protein of 421 amino acids.